AGCGAGAAGAGAAGCGCGCGAAAAAGAAAGCGAGUGCCCGAAGAAAGCGCGCCCCUAGAAAGCGCCACUAGAAAGCGCCCCAAGAGGGCAAGUGCCCCGGAGAAGCGGCGCCCGAAGAAGCGCCCGAAGAGAAAGUGCCCGAAAAAGCGCCCGAAAGCGGCGCACCGAAGACAGCGAAGCCCGAAAGAACAAAGCGCCCGAAAGAAGAAAGCGAGCAACCCUAAAGAGAAAACCCCGAGAAGAGAAGCAGCGCGCCAGGAGAAAGCAGCGCCCCGGAAAGCGGCGCCCGGGAGAAGAAAGCGGCGCCCCGAAGAAAGAAAGUGGGCGCCCCGAGGAGAAAGCGCUCGAGAGAAGCGGCGCCCGAACGGCGAAGCCCGAGAGCGAAGCGCGCCCGAAGAGAAACAGCGCCCGAAGAGAGAGCGAAAGCGCCCCUGGAAAGAGAAGGCAAGCGCCCCGGGAGAAAGCAGCGCCCGAAAGAAGGCGAAGUGCCCGAAAGCGGCGCCCCUAGAAAGCGCCACUAGAAGAGAAAGCGCCCCAAGAGGAAAGCGGCGCCCUGGAGAGAGAAACCGCGCCCAGGAGAAAGCGCGCCCGAAAGAAAGCGCGCGCCCGAAGAAAACAAAAGCGCCCGAGAAAACAAAAGCGCCCGAAGAGAAAGCGGCGCCCCUGGAGAAAGCGGCGCCCCUGGAAGAAGAGCAAAAGCGCCCAGAGAAAGCAGCGCCCGAAGAAAGCGGCGCCCGAGAAAGCAGCGCCCCUGAAGAAGAGCAAAAGCGCCCGGGAGAAAGCGGCGCCCGAAGAAAAGCGCGCCCGAAGAAAAGCGGCGCGAAAGAAAGCAGCGCCCGAAGAAAGCGGCGCCCAGAAGAAGCAAGCGACCGGAGAAAGCGGCGCCCGAGAAAGCGCCCGAAGAAAGCGCCCGAAGAAAGCGCCCGAAGCGCCCGAAGAGAAGCGCCCGAAAGCGCCCGAAAGCGCCCGAAGAGAAGAGAAAGCGGCGCCCCUGGAGAAAAGCGCGAGUGCCCCGGGAGAAAGCGCCCCGAAAAAGCGCCCGAGAGAAAACAAAAGCGCACCGAAGAAAAAAGAGCUCUGGGGAGAAAGCGAGCACCCCUAGAAAGCGGCGCCACUAGAAAGCGCCCGAAAAGCGGCGCCCGAAAGCGAAAAAGCGAGCUCCAGGGAGAAGAGAGCGCGCGCCCGAGAGAAAGCGAGGCCCGAAGAAAGCGAGGCCGCGAGAAAGAAGCGGCGCCCGAAGAAAAGCGAGCCCGAGAGAAAAGCGCCCGAGAAAACAAGCGCCCCGAGAAAGCGGCGCCCCUGGAGAGAAAGGCACGCGCCCGGGAGAGAAAGCGGCGCCCCGAAGAGAAAGCGCGCCCGAAGAAAACAAGCGCCCGAGAGAAGCGGCGCCCCUGGAAAGAAAGCGGCGCCCCUGAGAAAAGGGCAAAGCGCCCGAGAAAAGCGCGCCCGAAGAAAGCGCGCCCGAAGAGCGAGGCGAAGCGAACGCGAAGAAGCGCGCCCGAAGAAAGCGGCGCCCGAAGGCUCGCGCCCGAAAACAAAAGCGCCCGAAGAAGAAAGCGCGCCCCUGGAGAAGAGAACCGCCCCCGGGAGAAAGCGGCGCCCGAAGAAAGAAAGCGGCGCCCGAAGAAAACUCCAGCGCCCCGAAAACAGCGCCCGAAGAAAGCGGCGCCCCUGAGAGAAAGCGGCGCCCCUGAAGAAGAAACAAGCGCCCGGAGAAAGCGGCGCCCGAAGAAAGCAGCGCCCGAAGAAAGCGGCGCCCCUGAAGAAGAAGACAGCGCCCGGAGAAAGCGGCGCCCGAAGAAAGCAGCGCCCGAAGAAGAAAGCGGCGCCCGGAGAAAGCAGCGCCCCUGCGCGCCCGAAGCGCCACUAGAAAGCGCCCCUAGAAGGCAAAGCGCCCGGGAAAGCGGCGCCCGAAAGCGCCCGAAGCGCCCGAAGAAAGCGCCCGAAAAGCGCCCGAAAAGCGCGCCCGAAAGCGCCCGAAAGCGCCCGAAAGAAAGCGGCGCCCCUGGAAGAAAGCGCGAAAGCCCGGAAAAGCGCCCGAAGAAAAGCGCCCGAAGAAAACAAGCGCCCGAAGAAAACUCUAGAGGAAAGCGCACCCCUAGAAAAGCGGCGCCACUAAAAGAAAGCGCCCGAAAAAGCGGCGCCCUUGAAAGAAAAGAGGAAGCAAGUGCCCUGGGAGAAAGCGGCGCCCGAAGAGCGCCCGAGAGAAAGAAGUACCCGAGAAGCGCCCGAAGAAAGCGCCCGAAGGAGCAAAGCGACCGGGAAAAGCGCCCCCGAGAAAGCGCCCGAAGAGCGCCCGAGAAAGCGCCCCGAGAAAAGCGCCCGAAGAAAGCGCCCGAAGAAGCGCUCGAAGAAGAAAGCGGCGCCCCUGGAGAAGAACGAAGUGCCCGGGAGAAAGCGCCCGAGAAAAACGCCCGAAGAGAAAACAAAGCGCCCACCGAAAGCUCUCUGGGGAGAAAGCGAGCACCCCUAGAAAGCAAGCGCGCCACUAGAAAGAAAGCGCCCGAGAAAGCAGCGCCCGAAGAAGAGCGAGUGCCCGAAAGCGCGCCCCUAAGAGAAAGCGCCACUAGAAAGCGCCCCAAGAGAGGGCAAGUGCCCCGGAGAAAGGCGCGCCCGAAAGAGAGCGCCCGAGAAGAAAGCAAGCGCCCCCUAGAGAAGCGGCGCCCGAGAAAGCGGCGCCCGGAAAAGCGGCGCCCGAAGAAGAAAGCGGCGCCCGAAGAAGAAAGCGGCGCCCGAAGAAGAAAGCGAGUGCCCCUAGAAAGCGCCACUAGAAGAAAGCGCCCCAAGAAGAAAAAAGCCCCGGGAAAGGCGGCGCCCGAAAGGCGAAGGGCAGCGAAGAAAGCGCCCGAAGAGAAAGCGGCGCCCCCAGAAAGCGCCCGAAGAAAACAAGCGCCCGAAGAGAAAGCGCCAUUAGAGAAAAACUCCCGAAGAAGAGCGCCCAAGAAGCGAGCGCCGGAGAAAGCAGCGCCCGGAGAAAGAAAAGCGGCGCCCGAAGAGAAAAGCGCCCGAGAAAGCGGCGCCCGAAGAAGCGCCGCCAAAGCGCCCGAAAGCGCGCCCGAAGAAAAGGCAGCGCCCCUGAAGAAAGCGAAAAGCGAAGAGAAACCGCCCUUGAGAAGAAAGCGCGCCCGAAGAAAGCGGCGCCCGAAAAGCGCCCGAAAGCGCCAAGCGCGCCCGAAAGCGCCCGAAAGGUGGCGCCCGGAAAGAAAGCGCGCCGGGAAAAAGCGGCGCCCGGGAGAAAGCGCGCCCAGGAAAGCGCCCGAAAGCGCCCGAAGAAGAGCGGCUCUGGGGAAAGCGCGCCGAAGAAAGCGAGCCCUGAAAACUCCCGAAGAAAGCGAGCUCUGGGGAAAAGCGAGCACCCAAGAAAGCGCCCGAAAGCGCCCACGAGAAAGCGCCCGAAAGCGCCCGAGAAAGCGCCCGAAGAAAGCGCGCCCGGAGAAGAAAGCGGCGCCCGCGGGGAAAAGCGGCGCCCGAAAAGAAAACAACGCCCGAGAAAAGCGGCUCAGGAAGAAAGAAAGCAGCGCCCGAAGAAAGCGAGGCGAAGAGAAAGCGCCCCUAGAAAGCGGCGCCCGAGAGAAAACAAAAAGCGCCCGAGAGAAAGCGCCCGAAGAAAGCGGCGCCCCUGGAAGAAGGAGCAAAAGCGCCCGAGAAAGCAGCGCCCGAAGAAAGCGGCGCCCGAAGAAAAGCGGCGCCCGAGAAAGCAAAAGCGCCCGAAGAAAACAAAAGCGCCCGAGAAAAGCAGCGCCCCUGAAGAAAGCGCAAAAGCGCCCGAGAAAGCGGCGCCCGAAGAGCGGCGCCCGAAAGAAAGCGGCGCCCCGAAGAAGGCAGGAAAAACCGCCCAGGAGAAAGCCGCCCGAAGAGCGGCGCCCGAAAAGCGGCGCCCAGAAAGAAAGCGCCACUAGAAAGCGCCCCAGAAAGAAACCGCCCGGGAGAAGAAGCGGCGCCCGAAGAAAGCGCCCGAAGAAGCGCGCCCGAAAGCGCCCGAAAGCGCCCGAAGAAAAGCGCCCGAAGAAAGCGCCCCUGGAGAGAAGAAGGUGGCGCCCGGAAAGCGGCUCGCCCAGGAGAAAGCCGCCCAGAAAGCGCCCGGAGAAAGCGCCCGAAAGCGCCCCCAGAAGCAGAAAGCGGCGCCCUGAAAAAGCGGCGCCCGAAGAAAGCGCGCCCGAAGAAAGCGCGCCCGAAGAGCGCGCCCGAAAGAAAAAGCGGCGCCCGAAAAACCCGCGGCGCCCGAAAGCAGCGCCCGAAGAAAGCGGCGCCCGAAGAAGCGGCGCCCCCUGGAAGAAGAAAGCGAAGAAAACGCCCAGGAGAAAGCGGCGCCCGAAGAAAACAGCGCCCGAACUAGAAAGCGGCGCCCCUGAGAGAAGGGCAAAGCGCCCCCUGAAAGCAGCGCCCGGAGAAAGCAGCGCCCGAAAAAGCAGCGCCCUGAAGAAGAACGCGCCCAGGGAAAACAAGCGCCCGAGAAAACAACGCCCAGAAAGCAGCGCCCGGAGAAGAGCAGCGCCCCGGGAGAAAGCGGCGCCCGAAGAAAAGCGGCGCCCGAAGAAGAAGCGGCGCCCGAAGAAAAGCGGCGCCCCUGGAGAAAGCGGCAAGAAGCGCCGAAGAAAGCGCCCCAGAGAAGGCAAGUGCCCGGAGAAAGGCGCCCGAAGAGAAAGCGCCCGAGAAAGCGCCCGAAGAAAGCGCCCGAAGAAAGCGCCCGAAGAAAAGCGGCGCCCAGGAAGAAAGCGGCGCCCGGGGAAAACAGCGCCCAGGAAAGCGGCGCCCAGGAAAAGCGGCGCCCGAAGAAAGCAGCGCCCGAAAGCGCCCGAAGAAAGCGCCCGAAAGCGCCCAGAGAAAGCGACGCCAAAAGAAAGCGGCGCCAAGGAAAAGCGAGCGCCCGGAGAAAGCGGCGCCCGGAAAGAAAACGCAAAGCGCCCCAGAAAGCGCCCGAAGAAAACAAGCGCCCGAAGAAAGCGAGCUCUGGGGAAGAAGCGGCGCCCUAGAAGAGAAGCGGCGCCCCUAGAAAAAGCUCCCGAAAGCGCCCAGAGAGAAAGCGGCGCCCGAAGAAAAACAGCGCCCGAGAAAGCGGCGCCCGAAAAGCGCCCCCUGAAGAAAGCAGCGCCCAGAAAAAAAGCAGCGCCCGGAGAAAGCAGCGCCAGAAGAAGAAAGCAGCGCCCGAAGAAAGCGCCCGAAGAAAGAAAGCAGCGCCGAAAAACAGCGCCCGAAGAGAAAACAGCGCCCGAAGAAAGCAGCGCCCGAAGAAAGCAGCGCCCGAAGAAAAGCGGCGCCCCUGAAGCGCCCGAGCGCCCGGAAGAAAGAAAGCGGCGCCCGAAGAAAGCGGCGCCCGAAGAGAAAGCGGCGCCCGAAAAAAGCGCGCGCCAAGAAAGCAGCGCCCGAAAAAGCGGCGCCCUAGAAAGAGCGCCACUAGAAAGCGCCCGAAGCAGCACCCCUGAAGAGCAGAAAGCGCCCGGAGAAGCGGCGCCCGAAAACAAGCAACCCGAAGAAAGGCAAAAGCGCCCAGAAAAGCGCGAAAGCAGCGCCCGAGAAAGCGUCGCGAAAGCGGCGCCCGAGAAGCGAGCGCCCGAGAAAACAAGCGCCGGAAAGAAGCAGCGCCCUGAAAAGAACAGCGCCCGAAAAGAAAGCGCGCCCGAAGAAAGCAGCGCCCGAAAAGAAAACAGCGCCCGAAGAAAGCCCCUGGAGAAACUCGCCCGGGAAAGCACGCCCGAAGAAAGCGCCCAGAGAAAGCGGCGCCGAGAAAGCGCGCCCAGAGAAAGCGGCGCCAAGGAAAAGCGGCGCCCGAAGAAAGCGCGCCCAAAAAGCGGCGCCAAGGAAGCGCAUAAGAGAAAGCAGCGCCCGGGAAAAAGAAAACAAGCGCCCGGGAGAAGAGAAAACGCGCCCGAAGAGAAAGCGCGCGCCCGAGGAGAAAGCAGCGCCCGGAGAAAGCGCCCGAGAGCCCCAGAAAGCGCCCCAGAGAAAGCGCCCCCUAGAAAGCGCCCGAAAACAAGCAAACAAAGCGCCCGGAAAAGCAGCGCCCGAAAAACAAGCGCCCGAGAAAGCGGCGCCCGAAAGAAGCAAAGCGCCCUGAAGAAAGCGCGCCCGAAAGCGGCGCCCGGAAAAAAGAAAGCGACGCCCGAAAGCGGCGCCCGAAAAGGCAAAAGCGCCCGAAGAGAAAGCGGCGCCACUAGCGGCGCCCUGGAGAAAAAGAAGCGCCCGGAGAAAGCGGCGCCCAGGAAAAGAGCGGCGCCCGAAAGCGCCCGAAAAGCGCCCGAAGAAAGCGCCCGAAGCGCCAAGAAGCAGCGCCCGAAGAAGCAGCGCCCCUGGAAAGAAGGCAGCGCCCGGGAGAAAACGGCGCCCGAAGAGAAAGCAGCGCCCGAAGAAAGCGCCCGAAGAAAGCAGCGCCCCAGAGCGCCCCUAGAAAAGCGCCACUAG
Oncorhynchus masou masou (cherry salmon) is the source of this 6399-nucleotide messenger RNA. Its product is annotated as axoneme-associated protein mst101(2)-like. NCBI's taxonomy places the organism in Eukaryota, Metazoa, Chordata, Actinopteri, Salmoniformes, Salmonidae. The transcript has 10 exons. The annotation marks the transcript as partial. The record is from RefSeq and is a predicted model, not a curated record.